Tribolium madens (black flour beetle) is the source of this 1185-nucleotide messenger RNA. RefSeq lists its product as uncharacterized. The transcript is spliced from 2 exons. Bases 142 to 1089 code for a protein of 315 amino acids. The record is from RefSeq and is a predicted model, not a curated record. Lineage: Eukaryota; Metazoa; Arthropoda; Insecta; Coleoptera; Tenebrionidae.
CUAAAACCCCAUCCUGUCAUUAACAAGUGUCAAUAAACAAAAAAGUAAAUAAAAAGUUGUGAUUUUCAGUUUUGUUCAAUAUUUGUGAUUGUUUUCACAAUAUAAUUAUCAGUGUUGGGAGUUGACUUAUUUUGUUAGAAAAUGUCCAAGACGCCUCCACUAAAUUCUUCUAAAAGCAAACACCUGACACCGUACCGUCAAAUGGGGCUAUCAAGAAAACGGAAACCUCCAAGUAGCGAUAUUUUUUCCGCUGAUAGACACCUUCUAGCCCCAUACCGACAAAUGGGGUUAUCUAGAAAGCGGAAAAAUCCACAAAGUAGCAGCAUUUUCUCCGAUUCUGAUUCUAAGCACUCAAAAACAGAAAGUGACUCUCGAGGGGGGUCUGGGGUGGAGAAUAAGGAAGCAAGCAUUUCUAGCAACCUUGACACGACCCCAAAACCCCGCGAUCUUGGUUCAGAAAAAGACGAAACUGAACCACAAGUUUCAAAAAAAAUCAAGAAAAAGGAAGAUUGUCCCAAAAUUGAUCCCCCGAGUCCAAAAACCGCAAUAAAAGACAAGAUUUGUAAAAACUCCUCACAAAAUAGCAACACAUCAGAAAAAGCGGAGAAGAACCGUCCCCAAAGUGAUGAUUUUGUUGCACCUGUGAAUGAGGAGCCCCCACAAAAGACAACCGCAAUGAACGACGUAACCAACGCGAUGCUUGAAUCAUUCCCAAUCAAAAACAGAGACCGUAAAAAACUGAAACGUUCAUUGUCACUGAAAAAAACAACCUUUGGGGAAUCUUCAAUUGACUUGAUUCCUGUAGAAACAACAGUGACUGAAGAGGAGGUCCAAAAGUUGGAAAAAAUUGUGCGAGAAAAAGAACGACUUGUGGAGGACCUGAAACGAGCUGAAAAUUUCAGAAACAAACACAAGGUCACGGAACUGAAAGAAUUGACAGCGUUGUGGAAAUCAGGGUGUGUCUCGGCCUUGAAUGACCUUGUGCCCCAAUUGCAGCCCUAUGGGGUCACAGACAUGGCAACACUGUUGCAAAAUUUAAACAUACCGCCGACUUUGAUCACUUUGUCAGAGGACGGUGAUUUAGUCUAAGUGAAAAGGCAUUUAUUUAAUUGAGAAAAUUGUGAUUUAGUUUAAGGGAAAAAGAAUUUAUUUAAUUGAUUUAGUUUCAAUAAAUUGUUACCUACA